This is a messenger RNA of Melanaphis sacchari, 487 nucleotides long. RefSeq lists its product as uncharacterized. The transcript has 2 exons. Lineage: Eukaryota; Metazoa; Arthropoda; Insecta; Hemiptera; Aphididae. Bases 32 to 442 code for a protein of 136 amino acids. The record is from RefSeq and is a predicted model, not a curated record.
CUACGUGUACCGUAUCACUGCGCAGACGGCAAUGCAUCAAAGAACCAUAUUCUUCGCUCUUUUGCAGUGUACGGCAAUUUUCGCGUGCCAUCUGAAGUCGAAGAUUCCAAGAUCGCAACGGUCCAUUAUCGAAAUGCCGACGUUUUUCAGUGAUCGUUUCGCGCAGGAGCAGCGGUGCUCUGUAGUUGGCUACGAUGGACAGUACAGACAAAUUUUCGAAGAAACUGUUGAUGACAAACGCUAUAGUGGUAGUUAUUCGUUGCAGCCUAAAGCACAAUUGCCAGCUGAACCCGAAAAACUGCGGUGCGUGAGAAAUGAUGAUGCUUGGUGGUUGGCUGUAAUCGAAAACAUCAAUAGAAACAAUGAAAAAAUAUUACAACAUGAGAUAGAAACUAAAGAAACGUGUAGACAAUUUCGGUGGAUUUUAUCGUGUAGCCAAUAAAUUAGAUUAGCUUAUCAUAAAUUGAUAAUGUAUAUAAUUGUAUUA